Messenger RNA from Priapulus caudatus, 506 nucleotides. RefSeq lists its product as uncharacterized. The record is from RefSeq and is a predicted model, not a curated record. The annotation marks the transcript as partial. The transcript is spliced from 4 exons. NCBI's taxonomy places the organism in Eukaryota, Metazoa, Priapulida, Priapulimorpha, Priapulimorphida, Priapulidae.
CCUGGAGGAAGAAAAGGCUUAUAUAACAUGAACGGGCAAUCGCCAAGAGUCGUGCUCGGGAUAGGUUAUGACUACCCGCGACAUGACAACUUCCAAAUACUGAACGUGACGACGUCGUGCAGCGAAUACUGCAGCGGUAUGUUCGUCUACAUAAGAUUCUACGACGAUUUUCGAGGCAAGCUCACGCUGCUCGCCGACCAGAAUGAGACGUUGUGCCAGCACGAGUGGGACAACAAGCGUGCCCGCUUCUACGUGCCUUUCUUCGGAUGCGGCACAACAGAGGAAAUCGUUACGUUUGACCAUUUCAAACGGGAAGUAAUCUACGAGUAUCGCAACGUGAUCUUCCUAGAAGAGAGACCACCCGAGAAAGAAGAUGCCCUGAAUAAACAAUACUAUCCUCAUCAUAAUCUACCGUACAAAGGUGUCACGCGGCAGAUAGAAAUCUUCUGUAGAGUCUGGGAAUCCCAGAGGGAAGACAUGUUGGAAGACCUGAACGAUUUUCGGGC